Eurytemora carolleeae is the source of this 2488-nucleotide messenger RNA. It is a transcript of the gene Arp5, whose product is annotated as actin-related protein 5. Lineage: Eukaryota; Metazoa; Arthropoda; Copepoda; Calanoida; Temoridae. The record is from RefSeq and is a predicted model, not a curated record. The transcript has 21 exons. Gene Ontology annotation, cellular component: Ino80 complex; cytoplasm. Bases 24 to 2003 code for a protein of 659 amino acids. Gene Ontology annotation, biological process: regulation of DNA-templated transcription.
GAGAGAUUAUAUAUUUAGAGAAAAUGAUUUUAGACGACGAUAAUAUUUACCGAUUCCCUGACCCAUCACCUCUAAACUCUUCUAUCUUAGAUUAUUCAGAAUACAGAGGAGAAGGUAUACCCCUGGUGGUUGACUAUGGAUCCUCUAUGUGUAGGAUGGGCUGGGCCGGAGAAGAGAAUCCUAAAAUUUGCUACAGGAAUAUCUAUGCCAAGUGUAGAAAGGAUUCAGUGCUUCAGAUUGGUAAUUCUAUUGGAAAUAUUGAAGCUGUUAGACCAACGAUAAAAUCCCCUUUUGAUAGAAAUUUGGUCACUCAUUUAGAAGGAUUUGAAUUGCUGUUUGACUAUGGCAUAUCUCGGCUGGGAGUGGAUACAGAUGGUUCAGUUGAUCACCCUGUAUGUAUAACAGAAUGCCCGGCCAACACUAAUUUUACCAGACAUGGUAUGAAUGAGGUACUGUUUGAACUGUACAACGUACCUAGUGUAGGGUACGGUAUUGACUCUUUGUUCAGUUUACAACAUAAUUGUACUUCUGUUCAAGAUGCUCUAGUUAUAAGUCUUGGACAUCAAACUAUCCAUGUUAUUCCUGUUCUGGGGGGUGUCCCACACCUCCAUAAUGCCCGCAGUAACAAAUUAGGAGGUUUACAAUUACAAAGUUAUAUGCAACGGAUCCUACAGCUACGAUAUCAAAAUCAUUCCGCCACACUUACGCUUUCAAGGAUUGAGGAUAUGUUUUCCUUGCUUCGUGUUUCUUCAGAUUUUCAUUCAGACUUGAAACUGUGGAAGGAUCCUGAUUAUUAUGAGAGUAAUGCGUUAAAAGUUCAGCUCCCAUUUGUUGCAACAGUUAAGGCUCCCCCCGUGGAUCCAGAAAUAUUAAAGGCUAGAAGGCAAGAACUAGGACGAAGAUUAAUGGAAAUCAAUUCUAAGAAGAGAGAAUCUAAACUCCAGGAGAAUAUAAAGAUACUGGAGCAGUUGGAUCAUGUUAAACAGAUAGUGGAUCAAGGAUCUGAAACAAGAACGCAGAGGGCGUUAUUGAAUCUCAAUUUGACGAGUACAGAAGAGCUGAUUUCUCUAAUCACUCGAACAAAGAUGGCGAUUGAUAAGGCCAACGAGGCAAAACUAAGAGAGGCUCAGAGAGAAGAAACAGCUGCUGAGCCUGAAACUAAAAAGAGGCGUGAAGACAUGUGUGAAUCGGAACGGAUUGAAUUCGAUUCUUGGAUAUCUGACGUCAGAUCGAAACUUCAGGAAAUCCGGGAGAAGAAAGCUGUGCGCGCACGCCGCCGGAAACAGAUUGCUAAGCGACGCACCGCGGCAAGUCAAGAAAGAAUGCGCAUUAUCAGCCAUCUUGCUCGGAACAAUAAGGAAGAGGAUAAUUUCGGAUUGAAUGACUCAGACUGGGAUGUUUACAAACAAAUAUCACGUGAUGCCGAGGAUUCGGAUAGUGAAGAGGAGAAUCUCAAAGCCCAGGAGUAUGAAUCUGUGCUAAAAGAGCACGGGGAUGAGGAGGAAGAAAUAAACAGAAACUCUCCUCUAUGGCAUCAGGUUCAUUUGAGUACUGAGAUAACCAUGAUACCAGAAAUCAUUUUCCAACCGAGCAUUCUAGGUUUGGAGCAGGCUGGGUUAGGGGAAACUAUUCAGUUUAUUUUCACAAAAUAUAGUUGUCCUGAUGUUGCUCGGUUAUCCAAUAAUGUUCUUCUUACCGGGGGAUUAUCUAAAAUACCAGGUUUACAAUCUCGUCUUGAGGUAGAGUUACAACAGAUGCUUCCCUUUAAAUCUACUUUUCAGGUUAGUAUAGUGUCUGAUCCAGAACUAGUUGCUUGGCGUGGAGCUAGUGAAUGGGCAGCUCAUACUCAAAAUCAAAGAUAUAGAACUGGAUUUAUGACACGGGCCGAGUAUGAAGAACAUGGUGAAGGAUAUUUAAAAGAACACAUGGCGUCCAAUAAAUACACCCCAACACCUCCUCCUCCAGAAGUAUUAAACCCAACACCACCCACCUCUUCUUCAUGAGGUUAAAGGGACUGUAAACGUAUUAUCAAGUCGCCUUUCUUUUGUAAAGUGGUCAGUUCUAUUCACAAUGGUACCAUUUGUAUUUGAUAAUUGGUGACGGAGAUAUCUGUAUUUUAUUAAAGAAAAUUGAUAGGAACCAUGUGUUGUUAUUAGCACGGAUUAAACACUCCAGUUUCCCUGCACUCAGUUUUCAGCUAGAAAUAUACAGAUAGCUACUUGGUGGGUGAUUAGGUGUUAAGGGUACAGUUGUGAAUCGUACAUACCAUGUGAAUUAAUUGUCAUUUGAAAUUGGCAUUAAAGAUCAACUCUGUAGCUAGCUCACCUCUUCUGAGGUUUAAAAUCAACCAACCAACCGUCAAUCUUAAAAAUAUUAUGAUCUCAUAUUUCGUUGCAAAAAAAAACGUUUGUGGCCUUUACUUGGACCUGGAUAGAUUACAAAAUUUCCAGUUUGUAUGAUAUAUAUUGUUAUUUAUAUUACUUUCAGA